AUGGAUUUAGGCAUGGUCACAAAAGACUCCAAUUGGUGGGUAUUUACACUACCAACUUUCCUUGGUUGGAAAAUUCUUCUUGAUGAAUGUGUUAUCCUUUAUAUUAUUUUAGCUUUUAUUUCAAUCACUCUAAUCACUUGGGCUUCUACUCCUGGUGGUGUUGCUUGGAAAAACAACACCACCAAUACUAGUAGUGGUCCAGGACGAAAUAUUCCUGGACCACGUGGCUUUCCGAUAAUCGGAAGCCUUUUCACUUUGAAUCGCGAUGGCUUAGCUCAUCGCACUUUAGCCACUGCGGCUUGGAGUCAUAAAGCUAAACAGCUUAUGGCUUUUAGCCUUGGUUCAACUCCUUUAGUUGUAUCUUCCGAUCCUCAAAUAGCUAAAGAGAUUCUUACAUCACCUCAUUUCGCUGACCGUCCGAUUAAACAAUCGGCUAAAAGCCUCAUGUUUAGCCGAGCCAUUGGGUUCGCUCCUAACGGAACUUACUGGCGUCUACUCCGUCGUAUUGCUUCUUCAUAUCUCUUCUCUCCUAGCCGAAUUGCGGCUCAUGAAACGAGCCGUCAGCUUGACUGUUCUGUUAUGUUACGGAAUAUAGUUAACGAUCAGAUUGAAAAUGGAAAAGUAGUUUUGAGGACGCAUUUGCAAUUUGCUGCGUUGAAUAAUAUUAUGGGUAGUGUGUUUGGGAAGCGUUAUGAUAAUGUUGAUGGUAAAUUAGAGCUUGGAGAGUUGCAAGAUAUGGUGAAGGAAGGUUUUGAAUUAUUAGGUGCUUUUAAUUGGUCUGAUUAUCUUCCGUGGUUGAGUUUGUUUUAUGAUCCGUCGGGCAUUGUUCGACGGAGUGAAGCUCUCGUGCCACGUGUACGAAAGUUUGUUCUUGAUAUUAUUGAUGAACAUAAGCGUUAUCGUGCUUCUGCAUCAAAAAUGGUGAUGACUGAUAAUGGUGAUUUUGUUGACGUUUUAUUAUCUCUUGAUGGAGAAGAAAAGCUAGACGAAGAUGAUAUGGUCGCCGUUCUUUGGGAAAUGAUAUUUAGAGGGACGGACACCACGGCACUUCUAACGGAGUGGGUGAUGGCGGAACUUGUUUUGCACCCCGAAGUGCAAAACAAGUUACGACAAGAAGUUGAUAAUGUCACGAUGGGAAAAGUUGUGACUGAUGUGGACGUUGUUCGGAUGCCCUACUUACAAGCAGUGAUAAAAGAGACACUACGAGUUCAUCCACCGGGUCCACUUCUCUCGUGGGCGCGGCUUUCCACAUCAGACGUUCGGCUUAGCAAUGGCAUGGUUGUUCCUUCCCAUACAACGGCAAUGGUCAACAUGUGGGCUAUUACUCAUGACUCUGACGUGUGGGAAAAUUCGCUUGAAUUUAAGCCAGAGAGGUUUGUAGUGUCAGAAGGUGGUGUGACUGUGGAUGUGAGGGGGGGUGACCUACGUUUGGCACCGUUUGGGGCAGGAAGGAGAGUGUGCCCAGGGAAGAAUUUGGGUUUGGUUACGGUUAUGUUAUGGGUGGCUAAGUUGGUGCAACAUUUCGAGUUUGUGGAGGAUGGGGCCCAUCCAGUUGACUUGGGAGAAGUUUUAAAAUUGUCAUGUGAAAUGAAGAAUCCACUCACUGUUGUGGCCAUGCAGAGGAAUGUUUAG
Solanum verrucosum is the source of this 1632-nucleotide messenger RNA. RefSeq names its product cytochrome P450 78A7-like. Gene Ontology annotation, molecular function: iron ion binding; monooxygenase activity; heme binding. The transcript is spliced from 2 exons. The record is from RefSeq and is a predicted model, not a curated record. Lineage: Eukaryota; Viridiplantae; Streptophyta; Magnoliopsida; Solanales; Solanaceae. Bases 1 to 1632 code for a protein of 543 amino acids.